Molecule: messenger RNA, 1842 nt
Organism: Girardinichthys multiradiatus
Lineage: Eukaryota; Metazoa; Chordata; Actinopteri; Cyprinodontiformes; Goodeidae
Product: immunoglobulin lambda-1 light chain-like
Exons: 6
Coding region: 147-1181 (344 amino acids)
Source: RefSeq, a predicted model, not a curated record
GGGCAGCAGGGGCUGAUGGGAGCUUUGAGGAGCCGUUAGAAACCACGUGGUCCUCGUCUGAUCUCACAGCUCGUCCUUGUUUGGCCUCAGCUGCAUCAGAGCUCCACUUCUCCCCAGGUUCACCAGAGGAAACACCACUGCACAAAAUGCUUUUCCUCCCAGCUGCUGCUCUGUGCUGUCUGUGUUCAGCGCUGGCUGCCAUGGCAACACAGCUGAGGGUGGAUGAUUUAACUCUGACCAGCAGAGAAGGUCAGAGCGUCUCCUUCAGCUGUGGAGGAAUGGAUCUAUGUAAUAACAGUGGAAAGGUUUACUGGUUCCAGAAGAAGGAAACAUUUAAAGCAAUAUUUUACAUAAACAAAAAUACUAAGGAACUCAAAGAAGAUUUUAAUCAUCCCCAGUUAGAGGACUUUUCAGUCCAAAUUACUGAGAACAGCUGUGAGCUUAAGAUAGACCAAGUUACACUUAACCAUUCAGCCUCCUACUUCUGCUGCUGCUACAUUAAGGUUUCCACAUCAGUGUUUCAUGUAGCUGACAGUGAAAAACUGAAUAUAAUAAGACCAGAAAACAGCAGACAGGUUUUUGGAGCCGUCUUUCUCACUGUGUGGAUGAGUGAUGGCCGUACCUAUGGGCACCCCUUGUUUGGUUCUGGAACCAAACUGUAUGUAACAGAUGAGAAGGUAGUGAAGCCCGUGGUGAGCGUGUACCCAGCAGCAUCCAGAGCCCACCUGGAGGGGAAGAGCUCCCUGCUGUGUCUGGCCUCAGACAUGUUUCCUCCUCUGGUCCAGAUCUCCUGGAAAAGACAGAAGAAGGACGGUGAUCUGGAGGAUCUGCCCCCUGUUGAGGGAGAGCAGCUGGAGCUCAGAGAGUCGGGUCGCACCGCCUCCAUCUUACUGGUCCAUCGGCAGGAGAACGGCUCAUCUAAAUACAGCUGCUCUGUCCAGCAUGAGGGAGGCAGAGUGGAGGCCCAAACACUACAAGAGCUUCCAGCUCCAGCAGCCUCCUGUCCUCCAGAGAGACCAGACCUGGCAGCUCUGCAGCAAGCUGACUUGUCCUUCCAGUCUCAGUGCAGGGUGAAGCUGCUCUGCCUGCUCUACACGGUGCUGAUAGUGAAGAGUCUGGUGUACUGCUGUGGACUCUCUCUGCUGAUGAUGCUCAGAACCAAGGGACCGUCCACCAUCUGAACACCUGCUGACUCACUGUUUUCUCUCCAACUUUUCUUCCUCUCAUCGUUGUUUUGCUGCAGUUUAGUCGGCUUUAAAACUUUGUGGUUGGUUGCAGAAAAGAUGAUGACAUGUUUCUGUCAUGCAGUGUCAUUUCUAACAUCUAUUUCCUUUCAUUGUUUGUCUGAGCUUGUAAUUGCUCCCUGCUGAACUGUAUUAUUUAAUGACCUAAUUAUUAAUCCUCACUGAAAAUGAUUUAUUCAUGUUUAAUUUAAUGUGAGAUAAACAUCACUUCUGAGCUCCUUCACAUUUAUAAAGUAAGAUUUUCUUAACAAAUUGAACAAACAGCAGAACCAGCUGCUUUUAAAGAAUCAGAAUCAUUUCCAGCAGAGUUUUGACUUUAACAAAAGUUUUGUUUUGAACAGAUUUUUCCCAGAAGAGUCGGCUGUUUUGCCCAAAAGAAACCACAUUUAUUUUGCAACUAAAUUAUGAAAUAGAAAAAGAUUCUUUGAGAAAACUUUAUCUUGCUUUCUUUUGUAAUUUUUGUGUUUCUAAGGUGCAAAUCCUAUGAUUUGGUCUAAAUGUUCUUGUUAUUUCUGCAGCAUGUAAUGUUUUAUUUUACUUGGUUUUAUAAGUCAGUUGGAUUUAGGAGAACACUGAGAAUAAAUGAUGAUGGUUCUCU